This is a messenger RNA of Aspergillus alliaceus, 2701 nucleotides long. RefSeq names its product Golgi transport complex subunit COG4. The coding region runs from base 149 to 2635 and encodes 828 amino acids. The transcript is spliced from 3 exons. The record is from RefSeq and is a predicted model, not a curated record. NCBI's taxonomy places the organism in Eukaryota, Fungi, Ascomycota, Eurotiomycetes, Eurotiales, Aspergillaceae.
GAGGAACGAGGAAAUUUGUUUAGUUGUUGAUAACAAAAAGCGGAUGCGAAAAUCAAAUCAAAUCGGGAAAUAAUCUUGAAUGACGUCGAAAACCAAUCAAUUGCCUGAGGCAUCUAUCUGACGAACUUCCCUGCCUCCGUGGUGGAUAAUGUCCAAACUCAAAGUCGACGCAGUCAAUGGGCAUGUGGUAACACCAGCCCCCUCUUUGAUUUACCAACACUCAAGUCAAUCUCAUCCGAGCUCGUCAGCCGAUGUUUUCAAUGCCAGCUCUCUCGCAGAAAUCAAGGCCACUUUAUCUCACCUCCACGAACAGGAGACGUCGGUCACGGCCCGGCUGGAUGCCCUUGUCGCCUCUCAGAAAGAUUUAUCCCGUGAGCUAGGUCGAUUAGAUUUGCUCCGGGCGCAUCUCGGCUCGUAUACCACCACCACCCGGUCUAUCAGUAAUUGCAUGCUCUCCGAUGCGGCAGCCACCGCAGAGCGGAUUUCGAUUGCAGUCCGUCGCCUUGACCUCGAACAAUCUAGAGUAAAAUCAACUUUGGAUGUGGUAGAGCAGGUUUCAGAGCUUAAAGCCUGUGUCCUGGGUGUCGCAGGCUCCAUGGGAGCCCCGCAGGAUUGGGAAACAGCUGCUAGUUAUCUGAACCGGGCGUCCAAAAUCCCACCAGAAGUGAUCUAUGGGGCUUUUGCAGCCGAGAUGGUUCCCACGGCGGAGGUGCCGGACUCACCAAAUAUUACCUUGGACAAUGCUGCUGAAUCCCUCUGCGGCUUGUUCUUGCGCGAGUUUGAUAAGGCUGUCAAGGAGAACAAUGGUGCCAAAAUCACACGGUUUUUCAAAUUAUUUCCUCUUAUCGGCCGUUCGGAGGUUGGCUUAGACGUCUACGGGCGUUACGUAUGCCAGGGUGUGGCGUCACGAGCACGAUCCAACCUCAAUGCUGUGGCAGGAAGUCAAAGCAAGGAUGGCUUCUUCUACGCCAAUGUUCUGACCAAGUUGUUUGAGCAUAUCGCACAGAUCGUUGAUAGCCAUGGGGGACUGGUAGAACGACACUACGGCCCGAGAAAGAUGAACCGGGUUAUUGAACGACUACAACUCGAAGCAGAUGUUCAAGGCGGUAUCAUUCUGGACACCUGGGCCGACGAGAGACAUGUAGAUCGCAAGUUGACCGACAUCAAAUCAUAUGCAUUUACUUUCCUCGUGCAAAGCUUCCUCCCCCCUCAGCGCAGUGCGACGCCACGGUCAAACUCCCCUGCGAAUCGGGACGGGGCUUCAGUAGCUGAUGAUGAGGGUGUUGACAUGAAAGAGAUUGACGGGUUACUGAAUGAGAUAGCAAUUAUGCUCGGCCGUUGGUCACUAUAUUGCCGUUUUUUGGCGGAAACAUGCAACGCUCCUGGUCAAGGCGACCAAUUGUACACACCGCCUCAAUUUUUACAAGAAUCCACUUUGUCGAGAAAAAUCAACGGUCGGUUGAUAGCUUCCUUUAAUGCCAUGACCACUUUCUUCUUUCGACGGACAGUUGAGAAGGCAUUCCAGCUGGAUGAACAGCCUGCGGGUUUGACGUUGAACCCGCAGAAGCCGUUGAAGGCCGACCCACCAUAUAUCACCUCGGCCGUCGAUGACAUCAUGUAUAUAGUCAACAAGGUCUUGCAACAAUCACUCGCGACGUCGCAGAUCACGGUAGUUACCAAUGUAGUGCCCACCCUGUCUCGCGUACUAGGGUCGGAUUUCAUUGGAAUGACACAGCGGAAAAUGCGGGAUGAAUGCUAUCCGAGAGCCUCUGUGCAAGGGGCUCAGCCCCCAGAGCAUCUGAUAAUCUCUUUUUUGGUCCUAAUCAACAAUUUAGAUGUAGCUGUCGAUUACAUCCGGCGCAUCGUCCAGAACCAUACCGAAACCAAAAAGACUUUGACUAGCCCGGAUGGGCAAACUGAAGAGACGGACCAAUUACGUUCCCUCUUUCCUAUCAUUUCAGACGCCAAGCUCGCAGCGCAAACGCUACAGGCACUGUCGUCCUCUUUCGAGUCUAAAAUCAAUGACCUUCUGUCUGACGGCAUACAAGUAGUGUUCAACAACGUCAUCAAGCAUCGUCUGCGGCCGAUUCUUGCGGACGCAUUUCGGGAUAUUGAUUACCAACCCGGAGAUGACGUUGACCCUACCAGCACUCCAUACCAUGAGUACGACCGUGAUGAGGUUCCAAAUGAUGACUAUCGUGCGGAACUUGUCCGUCGGCGCUUCGCAGCUAGUUGGGCUGAGCUUCUUCUCCCGCUAUCUCGUAUUCUUACGGCAUCUGCCUUUGACCGCAUGGUAACCAUCACAGUGGCUUACCUUUCCCGUCUCCUAGAAAAACGACUCUGGUCGUACCACGGCCGUGUCAAUGCGCUCGGCGCCACGCGACUCGAACGGGACAUUUCAGGAAUUGCCAGCACAGCAGUAGAUAUCGGUGGCACCCACGGAGCCCCAGCAAGAUACCGUCACCGGGAAGCAUUUGCAAGAUGCAUGCAGAUGACGUUAAUUAUGGGUAUGGAUGACGAUGAAUGGGAAGAUGUGAUGCGGGAAGGUGAGACAGCCGAUGUGGUCGAUAAACUGAACCGAGAAGAACGGACUAGGGUUCGAGGAAUGGUCAGACGACAGGAUACCCAACACUAGCCGAUGGUAAACUACUCUGGCACCACUCACGUGCUAGCACUUAUUAAACAUAUUGUAAAUCUUCAC